This is a messenger RNA of Canis lupus familiaris (dog), 3094 nucleotides long. RefSeq names its product RAD54 homolog B (gene RAD54B). Bases 151 to 2889 code for a protein of 912 amino acids. NCBI's taxonomy places the organism in Eukaryota, Metazoa, Chordata, Mammalia, Carnivora, Canidae. The transcript is spliced from 15 exons. Gene Ontology annotation, molecular function: ATP-dependent chromatin remodeler activity; ATP binding; DNA translocase activity. Gene Ontology annotation, biological process: double-strand break repair via homologous recombination; reciprocal meiotic recombination. Gene Ontology annotation, cellular component: nucleus. The record is from RefSeq and is a predicted model, not a curated record.
GGGCAGUGCGCGUGCGCGGCCGGCUCGCCCGCUAUAGGCUGCUCCGAGGCGGGAGCCUUAACCUCCGGGAGGUGACGGGACCUCGGGCGCCGGCUGUCUUGCUGGGACGCGCGGCUUCUGUGGGAUCUUCGCCCGUCGGUACUGCUGAAUAUGAGACGGUCUGCAGCGCCAAGUCAGUUGCAGGGGAAUCCCCUCAAAAAACUAAAAUUCGUACCACCAGCGAGAAGUAAUCCAAGUCCAGAUGAAGGGAUUACAAAGAUGAGUCCUGAUGUAAAAUUAAUUGAGGUUGUUGGAAGUCAGAAUACCUUUCUCCAGGUAAAAAGUAAUCCCAGAAUAUGCAGUUUAAAUCUGCCUACUGAGGGAAGUGCUAGAGAAAUUAAUCAUGAGUGUAAUUACAGUGAAAAACACUGUUCUGAAGCAUCUGUAACAGCAACAUUAGAUCUACCUCAUACAGUUCACCCAGCCCCUAAAGAAAUAACAGUGUCUAAGGGACAAGAAGAGGAAGAACCUGAUAGCCUAGUUAAAUAUUUCAGUGUUGUUUGGUGUAAAGCUUCGAAGAAAAAACACAAAAAGUGGGAAGGUGAUGCUGUUCUCAUUGUAAAAGGAAAGUCAUUUACAUUAAAGGAUUUGGAAGGCAAAGACAUUGGAAGAGGCAUGGCAUAUAAAUUGAAAGAGCUUGAAAAGAUUGAAGAGGGCCACAGAGUGAUGAUUGGUGGAAAAGAAGUAGAAAUCAUGGGUAUAAUUUCUCCGGAUGAUUUCAGCAGUGGCCGAUGUUUUCAGCUUGGAAUAGGAAGUCCUGCUAUCUCAAGUUCUUCUCAAGCUGCCAAGAAGUGUUUCUCUAACCCCUUCAAAAGUGUUUGUAAACCAAGUUCAAAGGAAAAUAGAUUGGGUGGUUUCCAAGAUUGUAAACCACGCCAUGACCCACAUGCACCAAAUUCUCUUGUAAUGUCACGACCUGACAAUAAUCACCAGUGGACGUUCAAUAAGAAGGGUUUUCCUGUUGUGGAUGUGGUGAUAGAUCCUCACCUUGUAUAUCAUCUUCGACCACAUCAGAAAGAAGGAAUCAUGUUCCUUUAUGAAUGUGUAAUGGGAAUGAGAGUGAAUGGCAGAUGUGGAGCUAUUCUUGCUGAUGAAAUGGGUUUAGGGAAAACAUUGCAAUGUAUUUCGCUCAUCUGGACUCUACAGUGUCAGGGGCCCUAUGGAGGCAAGCCAGUAGUAAAGAAGACGCUUAUCGUCACACCUGGAAGCCUGGUGAAUAAUUGGAGGAAAGAAUUUCAAAAAUGGCUAGGAAGUGAAAGAAUCAAAAUAUUUCCUGUUGAUCAGGACCACAAAGUAGAAGAAUUCACCAGAUCUCCAUUUUAUUCUGUUCUUAUCAUCAGUUAUGAAAUGUUACUUCGUUCUUUGGAUCAAAUUAAGAAUGUAAAGUUUGGUCUUCUAAUCUGUGAUGAGGGGCAUCGUUUGAAGAACAGUGCUAUUAAGACAACUGCAGCCCUCAUUAGCCUCUCUUGUGAGAAAAGAGUAAUUCUAACUGGUACUCCAGUUCAGAAUGAUCUUCAAGAAUUUUUUGCAUUAAUUGAUUUUGUAAAUCCAGGAAUAUUAGGCUCUUUGUCAUUUUAUAGAAAAGUAUAUGAAGAACCCAUCAUUAUAUCAAGACAGCCUUCUGCUUCUGAGGAAGAAAAGAAGUUAGGAGAGAAAAGAGCAGUUGAACUUACUUGCCUCACUGGACUCUUUAUUCUUAGAAGAACUCAAGAAGUCAUAAAUAAAUAUCUUCCACCUAAAAUAGAGAAUGUAGUCUUUUGCCGACCAGGAGCUCUGCAGAUUGAGCUUUAUCGAAAGCUGUUGAACUCUCAGGCUGUCAGGUUCUGCCUUCAAGGGUUGUUGGGAAAUAGUCCUCAUCUAAUAUGUAUAGGAGCUCUUAAAAAACUGUGCAAUCACCCCUGCCUGUUGUUCAACUCUAUAAAGGAAAAAGAAUGUAGCUCAACUUGGGAUGGAAAGGAAGAAAAGAGUCUGUAUGAAGCCUUGUUGGAUGUGUUCCCUGCUGAUUACAACCCUCUCAUGUUUUCGGAGGAAGAAUCAGGAAAACUACAGGUGCUGUUGAAGCUCUUAGCAGUUAUCCAUGAACUUCGUCCUACUGAAAAGGUGGUGUUGGUAUCCAACUACACACAAACCUUGGAUAUUCUACAAGAAGUAUGCAAGCGUCAUGGAUAUACUUAUACAAGACUUGAUGGACAAACACCAGUCUCCCAAAGACAGCAAAUUGUUGAUAGUUUUAAUAGUAAAUACUCUUCUGAUUUUAUUUUUUUGUUAAGUUCAAAAGCUGGUGGUGUGGGACUUAACCUUAUUGGAGGAUCUCACUUAAUUCUCUAUGACAUUGAUUGGAAUCCAGCCACUGAUAUCCAGGCAAUGUCUAGAGUAUGGAGAGAUGGUCAGAAAAAUCCUGUACAUAUUUACAGACUUCUAACCACAGGUACAAUAGAAGAAAAGAUUUAUCAAAGACAGAUCAGUAAGCAAGAUCUUUCUGGGGCAGUUGUUGACCUCACCAGGACAUCUGAACAUAUCCAGUUUUCAGUAGAAGAGCUAAAAAAUUUGUUCACAUUACAUGAAAGUUCACAUUGUGUUACUCAUGACCUGCUUGACUGUGAAUGUACAGGAGACCAAGAUGGUACAGGUGAUUCAUUGGAAAAAUUCCCUGUCUCUAGAAAUUGUCAACUUGGUGCACAUCAACAGAAGUCUAACUCUCUGAAACCUCUCUCCAUGUCACAGCUGAAGCAAUGGAAACAUUUUUCUGGAGAUCAUUUAAAUCUUACAGAUCCUUUUCUCGAAAGAAUAAGAGAAAAUGUCUCAUUCUUUUUUCAGAAUAUAACCAACCAAAGUACUGCUAUUAUAUAAGGAAAGAUUACAUCAUGACAUUCCCUCGCCCCCCUUUUAUAAAAGGUAACAUAGUAAUUAAAUGUAAUUUUUGAAAACUAAUAGAAUUAUGUAAAUUAUAUUUUCUUCCAAAAUGAAUCCUAAUUUUGAUACACAGUCAAAACUUGUUUACUUUUUUGUAUGUAUUCUUCAGUAUUGAAACAUUAAAGACAUACUUCUAUCAUCA